This is a messenger RNA of Coturnix japonica (Japanese quail), 5577 nucleotides long. It is a transcript of the gene KCNJ2, whose product is annotated as potassium inwardly rectifying channel subfamily J member 2. Gene Ontology annotation, biological process: regulation of monoatomic ion transmembrane transport; potassium ion import across plasma membrane. Gene Ontology annotation, molecular function: inward rectifier potassium channel activity. The record is from RefSeq and is a predicted model, not a curated record. NCBI's taxonomy places the organism in Eukaryota, Metazoa, Chordata, Aves, Galliformes, Phasianidae. Gene Ontology annotation, cellular component: plasma membrane.
UGGCAGCCCGCAAAAAGGGGGUAGCGGCUCAUUGAGUGGCUCAGUUGCAAGCGGUGAAGCGGCGGCCGGCGGGCACCUUGGGAUUGGCUUGGCUUGGCUUGCUGCGUCCCCGCGGAUCUUAACACCCUUUAAACUCUCUAAGCACUUCCCUUAUAAGCCACCGGCAGACCAUGCCCUCUCUAUGACGGUUACUUGUUAAGCUAACUCUGCAUGCCAGAAGACUGUCCUUGGUUGAUCCAAGGGCUUUUGGGGACUCCAGCCUCUCCCCAGUUUUUCUGUGUGUGUGUGUUCCUCUAGAACUUUCAAAACUGUUUCUCCAAAGGGUUUUGCAGAAACUUAGACUGUUUUCUAAAGCAGAAGCACCUCAGUCCACAGCAGUAGUGAUGGGCAGCGUGCGAACCAACCGCUACAGCAUCGUGUCUUCGGAAGAGGACGGCAUGAAGCUGGCAACCAUGGCCGUUGCCAAUGGCUUUGGGAAUGGAAAAAGUAAGGUACAUACCAGGCAGCAGUGCAGGAGCCGCUUUGUCAAAAAAGAUGGCCACUGCAACGUCCAGUUUAUUAAUGUGGGUGAGAAGGGACAGCGAUACCUGGCAGACAUCUUCACCACUUGUGUGGACAUCCGCUGGAGGUGGAUGCUGGUUAUCUUCUGCCUGACAUUCAUCCUCUCCUGGCUUUUUUUUGGCUGUGUGUUUUGGUUGAUUGCGCUGUUGCACGGGGAUCUGGAGAACCAGGAAAAUAACAAGCCGUGCGUCUCGCAAGUGAGCAGCUUCACUGCAGCCUUUCUGUUCUCCAUUGAGACCCAGACCACAAUUGGCUAUGGCUUCAGGUGCGUCACAGAUGAGUGUCCCAUUGCCGUUUUCAUGGUGGUUUUCCAGUCUAUAGUGGGCUGCAUCAUUGAUGCCUUCAUCAUUGGUGCCGUCAUGGCAAAGAUGGCUAAGCCAAAAAAGAGAAAUGAAACUCUUGUCUUCAGCCACAAUGCCGUGGUGGCCAUGAGAGAUGGGAAACUGUGCCUGAUGUGGCGUGUCGGAAACCUGAGGAAAAGCCACUUGGUUGAGGCACACGUGAGAGCACAGCUCCUCAAGUCCAGGAUCACAUCAGAAGGGGAGUACAUCCCUUUGGAUCAAAUAGACAUCAAUGUAGGGUUUGACAGCGGGAUAGACCGCAUAUUCCUGGUCUCCCCAAUUACAAUUGUACAUGAAAUAGAUGAAGACAGUCCUUUGUAUGACUUGAGCAAACAAGACAUGGACAAUGCUGACUUUGAAAUAGUAGUCAUUUUAGAAGGCAUGGUGGAAGCCACUGCCAUGACUACCCAGUGCCGCAGCUCAUAUCUGGCAAAUGAAAUCCUCUGGGGCCACCGCUACGAGCCCGUACUCUUUGAAGAAAAAAACUACUACAAAGUGGACUAUUCAAGGUUCCACAAAACAUACGAAGUGCCCAACACACCCAUCUGCAGUGCCAGAGACUUAGCAGAAAAGAAAUACAUUCUCUCGAAUGCAAACUCCUUUUGCUACGAGAACGAGGUGGCCCUCACCAGCAAGGAGGAGGAUGAGAUCGACACGGGGGUGCCCGAGAGCACGAGCACAGACACCCACCCCGACAUGGACCAUCACAACCAGGCAGGAGUGCCCCUAGAGCCACGGCCGCUACGGCGUGAGUCAGAAAUAUGACUGGCGGACAAUUCCUCUCUCUUUUGGUUGAAAGGAAAGAUAAAUAAACAAAUACCUAUCGGUCAAAGGCACAUUGACCUGAGAAGUUGGCCCAGAACAGUUUUCAGACAACGGUACUGUUGAAGAGCGGCGUGAAGGCAAACAGACCUGGGAAAAGCCCGGCUGGUUUGAGGGCUGUCCUCAGAGGAGGGACAACAGAGAAUGAACUCUAAACACAAAGCACUAAACAUGUCUGAGUAUGAACAGAAGGCACAUAUGUUGUAGAAUAAAUUAUGUAUAUAUUUUUUUACAAAACUUGAACUUGCAGGCAAGCUUUGGUUGGGUUAUUAUUAUUUGUUUGUUGUUUUUUUUUUCAACUUUUUCCAGAAUGCUUCUCUCUAGGGAACAAGAAUGUUUUUAAUGGCAUAACAAAGGCAAGAAUCUGCCUUAUUAUUAUUAUUAUAAUUAUUUUUUAAAGAAAGCUGCUGCUAACUACAUGAACACAAAGGGUUAUUUUUGUUGCAGUGUAGUUUUUAUUUUCUCUUGUGUAAUUUAAAAGAAAAAAGAAAAAAAAAAAAGAAAAAAAAAUGGUCAGUGUUGAACUUUUUGGGGUUGAAAAGCUCAUAAUCACUGCAGAGAGGCCGACGUUACCAGAAAGUCUAAACUCCUUUGUUUUUUGAGGCCAGUAGUUUGAUAGCUAGAAUCAAUUUCUCUCUUUCCAAUUACAUAAGGGGCAUUAUGUAAUAUCAGGCCAAUCAGUAGCCUCCAGCAAAAGUAUGAUUUCUGGGGGGGAGAAUUUAAUUCUCUGUCUAAAGGAAGCGAUGAAAUAAAAGAUUAUAUAUGCAUAGAUAAAGUACUAAGUUAAAACUACCUACAUGGAUACCAAAGACAAUGCAGUUUUGCACAGUGGAGUUUAUUUACAGAAAAGAGAAAAAAAAAAAAAGAAAAAAAAGAAAAAUAGAGGGGAAAAAAAGAGGGAAAAAAAAGAGGAACAGGCUGCUUUAAACAAAGAAUUUCAAACCUCAGACACUUUUGGUUUUGUUUGUUUGUUUUGAUUUCUUUUCUUUUUCUUUUUACAACCUUUAUUUUUGCACCUUAUUCUUAAAGCUUAAGACUCGGAUCUAUAGUGAGUGAGGGCCCCUCCUCAUGCCCUUCCUCUGUAAGUGGAAGAAAUCCCUUGCUUGUUUAAGGGGAAGUGCAGUAGGGUGAUGGCAGAUGACAGACCCCCAUCCCCUGCUUGCUCACUGAGUGCAGCAGUGCCUGUGCCCCAUCCCAGCCCCAGCAUCCUGAGCCACUGGGUGUGCUGCUGGGGUGUCACCCAGCCAGAGCUGCAAUGCAGAACAGCUGGAGAGGGCAUUGGGGUGCAGAUGAGCCAAUGCAUAAACCUCACAAAGAGGAAGGAGGAGGGCAGAGGAGAGGGGAAAAAAAAGCUUUCCUGAUGCUUGGGAAUGGCACAGGGGUAACAGUUUUGUGAAGAUGCUUCUCUCCAGCAGGGCAAAGGUGUCAGAAAAAGUGAGGCUGUAAAGCACGUUCCUGCCUCCCGUUCUCCACAAAUAUCAAUGACUGGUGGAUGAAAAACACCACCAGGCUCUGAGUACACUUUGGCUCUGUGGUGUUUGGCUCCUUUGCUCAGGCUGUAGAGCCUCUGUGCCUCCAAGCUGAAGGAUGCACUGCCUUUGUGGCAUGGCACAGCUGCUUGCUGCAGAGGGGAAGUGAUGGGGACAGCAACCCUAGUCCACUCUUACAGUAUUGGAUCACUGUAUGCCAUUAAAAAACAGCUUGUUCUAGGUCUAAUGUCUUCUGCAAACGAAUAUCUGUGAAGGCUGCUGGCCCCUUCCAGCCCUGCCUGAAAGAAAUGCCUGCAAUGAAACAGUGUCUGGUCAGAUGGGAUCUGGGCAUGAAACAGUGGGAAUUUGACAUUGUAAACAUAGACUUGGUGACUGAAGAGGGCAGAUGAUUGAGUGCACGUAGAAGGCGGUUGCUGGGGUGGGGGGAAGUAAAGGAGAGCUGAAUGCAAUGCAACUCGGUUGCAGUUUCUGGGUCAACAUUGGUGAAAACAACUGAGUGCUGCUAGUGCUGCUAUUGUGAUAUACUUGUAAAAGGAAAUACCUAAACCAAAGAGUAUUCGGUGAAACAGAGGGGGCAUGAAAAUGCAAAGGGGGAGGGAUGGAAGUGGGAUGCCAAGGAGGAGGAAAGGUUCCUCUCUUCUGGGUCAGUGUCCCCAGGAGCACAGCGCUCUGCAGGAUGAUACUGGAGAUGGCCGAGGGAAGAGAUGGGGGAGAGGGGGAUGCAGGAUUCUGCUUCUUUCUUUACAGAGAAAUUCAGAGGAAAAAAAAGGAAGGGAAACAAAAAGAAAACAACAGAAAACCACAAAGAUCCUCCCCUCCCCUUCACAUUUCUGGUGCAGAGAUUUGGGCUUUGGGUGUUGGGUUUUUUUUUUCUUUGUUUGUUUUGUGUUUAUUUUUUUUGUUUGUUUGUUUUUCAAGACUUUUUUUUUUCCAGAACUAUUUUUAAAAUGUACAUUUUAUAAAGUUUAUCAAGUAUUUUCAUAUUUAAAGCCAAAUGUAAAUAGCAGUCUGUAAAGGAGAACAAGGAGAAGAAGAGAAAGAAAAGGCCACAAGAAGUAUAAAUUCUGCUCAGCAGUCUCAGCUAGCUCGUACAUAGAUGCUACCGGUUAGCAUGAGUUUUAGCAAAUAAUUGCAAGCCUUAUAGGAUUCCUAAUGCUAUGAACUCCUUAUUUAUUUUUACGCAUGGACUUUUGAGUUGAAAACACCUUCUAGCUACUGGCAUUUUUAAAUUUACCAGCUUUCCCAGUGCUAGUCUUACAGAGGGUGUGCAAUCCAUGGCACUCUCUGCAAUGUUCUUUUUUUCCCCUCUUUUUUUUAACCACCCUUUGUCUUUGCUGAUGGACUCUCACAUUGCAGAACUGCACUCAGCCUCUGGCUCUGGGAAGCUGCUAGAAACUGACCUGCAAUGUGCACGCUGUGGUACCCUUCCCCUAGUCCAUCGUUCUUGUUUUUACCAACAUGCCUUGGUGAGCCCAGUGUAGGACUGACUAUUGUAGCACACUUCUACAGCAGCAGCUGGGUUGGUCAAUGGGAAAAUUUAAGGAGUACAGAGUGGGUGACAGCAUUUGGUCCAUUCCUUAUGAUCCUGGGCUAAGCUGAUGUUUAAGGAGGGGCCCUUUGGACUGACUGAGCUUUACCCAUAAGCUCCUGCAGGGCUGGUCUCUUUACCAAGGACAAUUGGCUCAGCUGGCUCGCACAGAAGGUUUAUACUGUAUUUUGCUUAGGGUCUGGGGGGAAUAUGUUAUUUCUGCCCUUCCCUGAAAAUACUUGAACGAGACACUUAUUGUCUGAAACACAAUACUGCAUACAGUGACAAAGAGCAUUUCUGAGGCAGGUUGGGAUCUCUUCUUUCCUUUGUCUCUUCUGUGUGAGCCGUCUGCUGGUAGGUAACGGGGGUCAAGUCCUUAUUGGCUGUACCUAAUGAUACUCGCCCAGACAUGAUACACUUGUGUUGUUCAUUUAGCACUUGCUCUUCCCGGUAAAGACAAAGUUGUCCAGGAAUUUGAUUUGUUCUCUUAGGUCUUCUUUUUCAUAAUGGAUUACAAGGUAAAACUGAGAAGUACUGUAAUGUCUUUAAAUUAUGGCUGCUCACAACCAUUGUAAAGUAGAAGGGUGCUGCGUAGUUGCCAUCCCACAGCCAAUGAGAAACUGAUUUUGUAAUGACUUUUGGCCUCCAACUAUUGUAAGGUGAACAAUUUAGACAUCUGACAGUUGUCCAUUACUAUUUUCCUGUUUGCAGCCUUUUUGUAUCAAAGUCUUCCUAAUGUACUGCACAAAUUGUGGAUUGUACAGAUUUUUAUAUAUUAUGUCUUAUUUUAUUAUUUCUAAAUAAAUAAUAAUAAAAAAAAUAAAUACCUUGAGAA